Molecule: messenger RNA, 5919 nt
Organism: Lachancea dasiensis
Lineage: Eukaryota; Fungi; Ascomycota; Saccharomycetes; Saccharomycetales; Saccharomycetaceae
Source: the annotation of a GenBank genome assembly
AUGGUUCAAUUGCCACAGGAAGAUAUUGUGCAGCUCUUGCAAAACUGCGACGAUAAAUACCACGCGCUUGUGAAAUGGAUUACCGAUUGUUUACGUCUUGUGCAUUCAGAUACGGUUAGAGCUGAAUUCAUAUGCAAACAAAUACAGGAAUUUGUGAGACUCGUGAAUGCCAAAGGAGACGAGUGGUCAGAACUGUCACUAGUUGUAUGCCAACAACUUUCGUGUCUAUAUAUGGUAAACAUAAAGUUGUUGAAGGGUAUUGCUGGCAAUACUGUCUAUGAUUCAGUAGUCGAACUGAGCAAGGUUAUAUCCGAGGAAAGACCUGGUAGUCAACCUUUCAAGAAAAGCAAGAAGAAGGCAUAUAUUUACUCUCCCGCUAAGCUUGUCAGUACCGUUAUUCUUCGACAAUGCGUCAUAUGUCAGGUUACAGAGUUGAAACCCUUCUUUCCAUGCCUAUUAACCGAAACUCUGAAAAGUAUUAAGAAGAUGGUUGAAAAGCCAAAAUACAUGCAUGGCGGAUAUCUUGGUCAAUUAAUGCUACUAGUAGCAGGGAUUUAUGAGAGGGAUCCUAAUGUGGACUCUGCGAUCACGUCAAAGUACAUUAAAACUUUCAAACUGAUAUUAGAAUCAGCAAGAACAGACGAAGACGCAUAUCCGGCUUUGCCUUUAUGUGCCAUUAUCCGUGUUUAUGGAUAUUUGUACAAAAGUGAUCGAUUUUUAGAGGGACAAGUUUCCAGCAAUCACCUGGAAUAUUUGCGAACCAAAUUCCUUAUAGACGGUUAUGGGUUAUAUGGAUUCUUUCGUGAUAACUUACGUCAAGAAACAAGUACCUGUCUUGCAGAAAUCCUUCAUGAUUGGUACUUCGAAAAGAAACUUGUUUUGCUGGAGGACAUAAUCACAUUCUUAAGUGAUCUUUUUAUCACUUACGAUAACCGCUGUACCGAAGUAGGGAUGCAUGAGACGUUAAUCCACUUUUUCAACCUGUCUUUAUCUCAUAAUGAGGAUUGUCUAACUAGCGAGAAGUACCUGACUGUUAUAACGACGCUAACAUUUUCGAUCUUUGAAAACCCAAAAGUCAGAGACCGAAAACUUGAUUAUAUCUCAAGGUGCAUGAAGUACUUUGAAAUCCUUCAUGGCCUGAUACUUUGCCAUAUGAGUGAGUCUUCCCAAUUAUUGAUGCUUUUUUCGCUUUUUGAUUGUGAGAAAGAGAAUACCGCACAUUUAACCUUAGAUAAAGAAGGCGCUAUAGCAGUCUUUCCAGCAAUUGUCUUCCUGCAGUUUGGACGGACACUUAUGAACAUGCUGUCUGCAACAUUCUCCUCUAAUUUGCGUAAAGUACUCUGGAUAAGAUCUAAGCUGUUAGACCUGUCAAUCAACGACAACUUUCAAGUCAGAAUUCAUGCCGCCAAGACGUUAAAAACUUUUUUGACACAUGUUCCCAGUUUCUUACCGGACAUAUUGAAUUCCACUUUGGAUACUCUAUCGAAAAAUCUCUUUGCCUCGAAAUCUUUCUCUUUCUCCAAAUGCCACGGGCUUGCGUUUAUCCUGGCCAGUUUAGCUGAUAUUUCUGAACCCGAAAAUGUUCCUAGUGAGCUUAUAAUGAGAAUCAAUAUAUUUGCUACAACAAUAUUGAAGGACCACCCGCCAAGCAGUGCAUUGGGUAAUUACUAUAAGCAACUCAUUGCUUGGAUUUUACUAUGUGGAUUAAUUAAUUACAAAAACGAUGAUUUUCUGCGCAUUCAAUCCUCCCAACUGUUUUUGUUUUGGAAAAGCAUUUUAACUCAUAACUUUAGUUACCGAGACGAGGAUGAACUCUACAAAAACGUUGAAUUAAGGAAUCACGCUCUCGCCUGUCUAUUGUCAUACCUCAAUAAAAUUAACUUGGAUGCUGCUUUAGCGAAGCAGGUAUCUUUCCUCUUAACCAAGUGUUCGACCUUUAACAACUCUGUGCAGAUCAAAACUAAAACUAUUGACAAUAUUUUGCUCCAAAAUGAAAGUCGGCUUUUACAAGUUUACCUUAAAAUACACGAUUUUGUGAAACACGAUUUCAACAGUGCAAUUCUCAUCCUAAUCGUGAAAAAUUUUGCGGACCCUAAUCUGUACACAGAGCCAUCGCAUUCAUUUUUGGAUGGUAUCACUGCAGCUCAAGAUAAGUCCUCAAAAGGAAGCUCGUUAUUGACAGAAUCACAGUCUAUUAGGAAAUUAUUUUGCGAUAACUCGGGUUUCGCUUAUGGGCUUUCAAGUAAAAUAGAGAAGUUUUCUAUUGAUGAAUUGAAAGUUAAAAAUAGUGGUAGUGUUAAAGCAAAAUCCUUGGAGCCCUGGGAUGGAUAUCGCGCAUUCAUCUUUAGUGACUUGGAAGCUGAAAUAUACAGGCCAAUUUCAUCAGUUUUCUCGUAUGACUGUCUCAUAACGCUGUAUGGGAUUAAUGGGUACUCUGAAAGGGAAGAAUACUCUCCUCGGGUAACUACAUCAAUAAUCAACUCAUCGAUGGAGGUAUUUUCGCUCAUAUUUCCGUACUUGAAUGACAAAAUCCAAUGUUCAGUUCUCGAAAGUAUGAACUCAUGCAUAUUUUCGAAGAAAACCGUUACUUCAAGAUCCAUGGCUAUCUCCUUCAAUAGCUGUGUUGCCAUUUAUAGUGCUCUCGUCGUGAUUAACAAUGAUUCUUUGUCUCUACGGGAAUCAGUGGCGAGCCUUAUUUUGAAAAUUGUCAAAGGAAUUCCAUCUUAUGGUGAUGAAUUUUUAGUCAGGAUUAAGGCUGAAUGUGUUGGUUUGACUUUAUCUGCUGUGUCCAAAAUGAACUGCGCCGAAGAUACAGAUGAUCUAGAAUUUGCUCACGGUAUUACUGAAGUUUUGGUAAAGGAUAUUUUGGACUGUAACGAGCCAUUUUCUCGAGUCUUCAAUGUUUUGAGUUUAUCGUCCAUCUUUCGUUAUAAGCGGUCAAAUGUCAGCUUUUUGAGAACCCUGGGAAUUCUGGAGGAUUUGAUCAAAGAUCCCCACCCCAUAGUUCAUGCCUGGUCUUUAGAAGCCUUAUCUAUUUUGAUAGAAGGCGCUGGAACUAUUGAUAACAGAACGGCUUCCAAAAUAUUAAUUUUGCUUCAGGACGUCUUUAUUGGAAGCUCCUACGGUAAAAAUGCUUCUCCUUCAUGGUCUCUUAACUAUUAUUCUCUGUGGGAUACACACCGGAUUAUUACUAAAAUAUUUCAAAACCUCACUCAGUUAAUGGGUCCUGAGAUAAAAACUUUAUCUGAACAUGCAUUAACUAUCUUCAACAAUAUCUUAUUUCUAUCAGUCGGGAUACCUGAUAUUAUCUCUAAUGCUUACGGCGUGGGUACUAUCACGAAUUUGGCAGCAUUCAAAUUAUACGAAGAGUUUGGUGUUAAGGCUAUCAUCUCUGCUGCUACUUUUCUAAUACGUCAAGAACUGUGCUUGAAUCUGUCAGACUUAAAAUAUGGCUCCUUGUUAGCGCCCUGUGGUGUUGUUUCUUCAGGACCUUACAACCAUUUUGCUACAAGCACAGGAUUUGCAGCUAUCAAUCAACUGGUUAGAUUAGAUUUGCUGAACGAUUCAUAUGAAGAUUUUGAACUUCUCGCUUGGUCCUAUUUCAACUUGACUCCCACCUCGGAGCAAGCCCGAGCGUUUAUCAAAGAUUGGUUUGAUCAUACGUCACUGAACGACAGCUCCUGGGCAGAUAGACUAUAUCAUCUAUACUUCCUCUCAACUCAAAAGUUGUGGAAGUUGGAAAUCGAAAAUAAAAGGCGUCUUGAUAAUUCCUCUGAUUUGGGUUCGAAAGAUCGAACAACGAGUCAAGAUGCAGAGGCUGUAAAUGCCGAAGAAAGAGGUUUUACUGACGAAAGUCACGCAGCUACUAAAGUUGAUCGUUUAGCAUGGCCGACAAGGUUAUUCAUCUUAGAUCUUCUACGAGAGCUCUUUUUGAUGUGUUCAGAAAAGGCCACCCUAAGACACGACUUGCAAUACAACGUCUCUAAAAUGAUUAAAAUCUGCUUUAGCGCCUGCACUAUGAAGCUAGCUGUCAUCAAGAAGGCAGGAAUCGAGCUUCUGGGACUGAUAAUUGGUUUGUUCUCCCCUGAUGAUGAAUUGGCGGCCAAAAAGUUAAAGGAAGAGGAAGCUCCUAUUGUUGGUGCUUUGAUGCCUGCUUUUGAGGAAGGGGGUAACAUAGCAAAUGUGGCUUCUGCUUUAAGUGUAUGUGCUUGUUAUUUGAGCACAACCCGCCAUACCUCAGAGCUCAAUGCGCGCCUUACGGAAUUAUUGGUUAGUUCACUAGCUGCCGUUAUAGAAAAGCCCGAGGUUUUGGUAAUUGGCCAGGUUAGAAUUUCUAGCGUCAAAUGUAAGAAUGACAUUGAAAUGGUGGUAUUGAAAGCCUGGGCAGAUUUGACUAUUAGAGCUGUCGAGAAUGAUAGUGAAGCACUCUUGGAUUUUGUGAAGCCAUUUUGGGAUACGCUCGUGCCAUCAUGGAUUUUAAUUUUGAGGGAGCAGGCAGGCUUGGCUAGUCUAAAUUCUAACACCGGUAAAGGUACUACUUAUGGCGAGGAGUCGGGCAGUGUUAAUGAUUUUGCAAAGCUCAGGGAGUACUGGAUGACUUAUGCGGAAGCUAUAUCGUGCGUGUCACUUAAUGACCCUUCAUCGUUGCAUUCUUUAUUGAAGCAAGCAGAUUUAGAAAGCUUUGUGUUUGUGGUCUACGCACAAUGCUUACAACACUUGACAUUAAACUUUGAGAACAGAGCUCUGAAGUUGAAGAUGUUAGAUAUUGCUCAUAAAUUCCUUAAGAUUGAUGUGUCCAGCGAGCUUUUUUUUAUGGACGACAUUCUGGAAGAAAGUGUUGAAAUUUUCGAGAGAAUAGUGUUCGUUGAUGGUGGAAAGGAGCAAUCGAGCUUAGUUCUUGUCAUUGAGGGUCUUAUCCUUAAAUACUUGGAUCAUUUUGGAAGUGACAACAGGUUUAUCUUGGAGGCCGACAAAGUGUAUCUUUUGAUCAGAGUUCUCAUGAUGAUUAUAAGUUCCAAGAUACCAUUCUUGAAAAAUGAAAGUCUAGACCUUUCACCAAAUACUAAUCAUGGAGAUUUAAAUUUGCUGAAAGUAUGCUUCUCAUCGGUAGCGCGCCUCAUUUGCCAAUUUCCUACUGAAUUCCGCGUUGAUCUGAACGCUUGUAUGCUUUAUAUCAGUGGUCGAAUUAUCGAAUCUAGCCAUAGGGAUGCCCUGGUUCCAACAGUACUCCCCCUGUUGAAGGAAAUACUGUCUAUGGAAGGAACUUCCGAAGAGGAAGCCCGUCUGAUUCUAGUUUUUUUCGAAGCAGGAAAGCAACAGGUUUUGAACAGUCUCCCAAAGGAUUUGGCAAUCGCUACCUUCAUGAUUUUGAGCACUUACGGUGACAAUUGUUUUUCUGACCAAGAUAUUGCGUUGUUUGUUGAACUUUUGUAUGAGAGCUUUUCUGAUGACGAUGCGCGAGAUAUAGCCUUUGGAGCUUUCAAAUCUUCCCUUCGGAAGGCAUCCUCUUCUGUCACCUCAAAGGCCAUUGUGCGGAGAUUACUAUCAAAACUUCUGGCAGCGGCUAAUGAUUGUAAAUUAAGUGAAGCAGGAGUCCUCAGUUUAGUGGAGGUUUUGAUAGUCUUUUCCAAAGAGUACAUUAAAAACGAUCCUGAAACCUCUGAAAGAACAUUGACAUUCUCUCUAUCAUCUUUACUUAUGCUAUACGAACAGAAGGCAGCAGAUUCCGCGAUGGUUUUUCAAAGUAUCACUUCACUGUUCGAGAUGGACCUUGAACAAUGUAAAACUAUUUUGAAUGAUAAGUUUGACUCAAGGAGGAGGUUACUAUUCUCAGAACUUGUAACUAGCUGUGGUAAGGGAGAUAAAGUGGUGUCUAAUAUGUCCUCGGAGAAUAAUAUAGAGCUCAAAACUUUUAUUUAA